AUGAGCGAUUACCGUUUCAUAGAUCCCACACCAGCUGGUAAAGAGUUUCUCGUUGAUAAAUUCAACCAAAAGUUUAAUAUUAACGUAACCUACCGGUUCUUCAAAGAAAAACUCGAUCAACUUAAAAGAAAAUACAAGAAGUACAAGCAUCUUAUGAAAAAUUCUACGGGCAUUUCGGUUGAUCCUACUACAUCUGUGAUAUCUGCGUCUGAUUCAUGGUGGAGAGAUCGUGAAUCUCAAUACUCUUUGCACCAAAGAAGAGAAGAGUUGCUGAAUGAUGGUCAAAAUAACGAUGAAGACCAUUUGUACUCUGAAACAUAUGAUGGUGAUACGCAACACACGCAUGUUCCCGAGACACAAGAAAAUGAAGAAAUUCCUACUUCUAGAGUGCAACAACGAAGUGGACUAAGGCGUGGAAGUAGUUCACAAAGAGGUGUAGAAAAUUCUCGGGUUGCUACCAGAAGUGGAUCUCAAGGAAGUCGUAGAAAACAAUCAUUCGAGACAACUUUGACAGAUACGAUGGCUGGCUUUAGAGAAUUUCAAUGCCAAAGUUUACAACAACUGCGUCCAAAUUAUUUUGACGAAGGUGAUUACAAUGAAUUUGAUACGGCCGUGAAGAUAUUCGAAUCGAUGGAGCUUCCAAAUGACACCACUUUUUAUUGGGCUUGCAUUCAUGCAUUCAAAGAAGAAAGAUUUUGGCGCAAGUACUUCAUCGAUAGGGCUGAAAGACCUGUGGAAGAUAAGUUGAAAUUUUUACAAGCUCUUACAGGAUAUACGCGGGACAGUGAAUACAUGGGAAAACAGUUAGAAUCUGGACAAAAGUUUGGCAGUCCAACUUGUGGGCAAUGGAGUUUUGGUUUUAACCAAUGGGAAACACCUCCAAAUCAACCGCAAUGGGGAACACCUCCAACUGCACCGCAAUGGGGAACACUGCCAAAUGCCCCACAAUGGAAUUCACCUUCAAAUGCUCCGCAGUGGGCUGCACCACCAAAUGUUUCCCAGUGGGGUACACCACCAAAUGCUCUUCAAUGGACUUCAUCUCCAAAUGCUCUGCAGUGGGGUCCACAAAAUGUUCCACAAUGGGGUCCGCCUCAUAAUUCUCAACAAUGGGGUUCUACAUCUGAUGUUCCAUAA
Molecule: messenger RNA, 1134 nt
Organism: Raphanus sativus (radish)
Lineage: Eukaryota; Viridiplantae; Streptophyta; Magnoliopsida; Brassicales; Brassicaceae
Exons: 3
Coding region: 1-1134 (377 amino acids)
Source: RefSeq, a predicted model, not a curated record